UUUACAGUUAGGCUCUCUUUUUCUAUUCCUGCGAGACACGUCAAUUGGAAAUACAAUAAAAGUUUAAAGCAGAUCUCUUAUCUCUUUCAGGAAUAGAUUUGUUUAGUUCGACCACAUAUUGCUAGAUGUCGUUAAAAAUUAACCAUUUUUAAAGGUCACUCUAUCUCAUAUUCAAAUUUUGAAUAUUAUGCGCCAAGCGCAAACAAUCAUCUUGACAACGAUGUUUUAUCAAUCAUCAGUUUAGAAUUUUUCCCUGCAGUAUUAUUUGCUUAUAUACAUUCAUUUUGCUUAUAUACAUUCAUUUUUACAAAUAUGGCAGGCCUUCCUAAGCUGCCAGGGUUUAGCUUCAACGAUCCCACUCUCACCAAGUUCCACCUAUCUCAAACUUUUGAUAUCGUCAAUGGGUAUAAACAACCCAGGACCCAAUAUAUGGGUAUAGGUGGACGAGAAUUGGACUCAAACUCGGUGAAGCACAUCCAUAAAUCGGAUCCAGUUCGCUAUGACCCUUCACUUACCUAUGGUAGAUGCAAAUCCAAGCCUUACCCACCUUUUCGGCCCCAUUUUGCAUUGUAUGAUCAAAAAUGUUUAACUUUUAAAGCAUUUUUCAAACAAUCCGUUGUUGAGUCACCAUUUGAAUUCUACAGGGUGAGGCCUGUGAAUAUUAUUUAUUUUUUGGAGGAUGAUUCUAUUUCGGUUAUGGAGCCUAGAGUUAUAAAUAGUGGUCUUCUACAAGGAAAAAUUGUAAGAAGAGGACAUAUACCCAAGUACGACGAUGGUUCUUUUUGGCACUGGAAAGAUUUACAAGUUGGAAAAGAUUUGGCUUUUUAUGGUACUGUUUACCAUACUGUUGAUUGUGAUCUGUUUACACGGGAAUACAUGGCAAGUCAAGGUAUUGAUAUGGGUGAACCUGAAGAAAUGCCUUACGACCCAUACACUUACCACAGACAACUUCAAGUAAUCCCCAAAGUAACCAAAACACCUCCAGCUGAUGACAAAUUGCGUAGAUUCUUGGAGUUUGAUGGUAAAGUUUUGAAAUUCAAAGCCGCUUGGGAUGACAGGGAGAACGAAUAUGGAGAAUUGAUGAAGUUUGAAAUUUUAUAUUUUUUGGCUGACGAUACUGUUUUGGUGAAGAAUGUGCAGCAGGAGAACAGUGGUAGGGAUCCUUGUGCUGUGUUGUUGAGGAAAACUAAACUUCCAAAGAUCUACACAGAUACUCCAGUUACUUAUCCAGCAAUCUACUUGGAGAAAUCUGACCACGAAGUUACCGAAUACUACCAACCGAGAGAUUUUUUGGUUGGUAACACUAUUUUUGUAUUGGGCCGAGAUAUGCUUUUGUAUGACUGCGACAAAUUUACAAGAGACUAUUACAAAAACGCCCUUUGUAUUGAGCAAAAACCAGCACUGCAGUUAGAAGAAAAGGAAAUACCGACUCCCCCAGUUCAAGUACCUCCUCACGAUGGUUUAGGAAGCUUAGAAGAUUCCUUACAAAACACUUUAACCUUUCUAACGAAAACACCAAAAAAAGAUGUUGCAAAACAACUUAUCAAUGCUAACAAAUUCUUACGUUAUCAAAUGAUUAUGGAUGCAGCUCAUCCUGAAGACACUAUCCGUAAAUUUAUACUCUCAUACUCGCUAGCGGAUGGUACUUGCACGAUCCAGGAGCCACCAAUUAAAAAUUCAGGGAUACUCGGAGGAAAAUAUUUAAGAAGCACACUUCUGGUCAAACCCAACACAGAUCCUUUAAAUCCAGAAUUGUACACUCCAGGAGAUUUCUAUAUUGGUGCCAUAAUAAAUGUUUUCAGUCAAAGAUUUAUCAUAACAGGAGCCGAUUUGUAUGUUUACAGAUAUAUGCAAGAAAACUUUAGCAAAUUUUCUUGUGAAGUAAUAGACAAUAUAAGAAAUUGGAUGUUUAGACAAGGUUACCUUAAGGGUGAUCUUGAUGAUUUGGUAAAGGAUAACUUUGAAUCGAAGAAGGACUUUGAAGAAACCAUAGAUGAACGUAAGCUAACUGAUCUGGAAAAAUGCCUUAGAGAAACUGUAGGUGAUGUGGAAGAUGACAAAGUCAAGCAACAGAAAAUGCUUCAGGAAUAUGAAGAUUCCAUUAAACAUACUUACAAAGUUCCUCCUCAUGGAAUUGUGCCUGUGCAAAUGGAAUGCCCCUAUCCAGUGUAUACUGGAGAACCAAAAGAUCUCACUUGUAAAGAAGAUGUUGAAGGAAAAUACACGUCUUAUACUCCAAAGCACAUAGACACUCCUGAAGAGGUAACAGAAAAGUAUUAUAGAGGCGUGCUCCAAGAGCAACAAGAAGUUUGUGAUGGAAGAUAUCCUAUCCAGUGUACUGAUACCCCUCCCAGAGAAAAAGAACGUGAAGAAAGAAGUGGACCCAUUAUGACAAGUCCGGAGGACAUUCCUCCAGGAUCCUGUAGAAUCAAGAAGAAGAGUGUGAGGUUUGAGGAUCAUUGUACAAAGGAUAGGAAUGAUCUUUGCGAUUUGAAGACAGAGAAAACUCAUUGCGAUUGUACGGACUAUUGUCCGUAAUUUGAAUAGUUUUAUUUUUAUAAUAAAAUAUUUUUCAAAUAAUUGUUUUGUUUUCUAUUAUCAUCAUCAUAACUAUUUGAUACUAGAUGGUUUAAUUAAAUAAAAAAAUCGGAAAAUCUAAUCUUGAGAAAUCCAUGCCAAGAGUCUGCUAGUGUUACUCUCCCUUAGAGGAGUUAUCAAGCCUAACUCCCUUUCUUAUAAUAGUAAACAUUUACUAUUAAAGAACAAUUUUAACAGGAAAAACUCAUUGAGUUAUGUUAGGUAUUUUAUUUAAAAUCUAAUUACUUAAUUAAAUCAAUUACAAAUUAUAUAACUUCUUAUUUUAUUUACCUUUUCGUAAAAUUCUGAUCCAUAUGUCUAGAAGACCGCUGAAUAUUAUUCAAUUUCGACUUGAUUCUUUCUUCGACCGAAGAAUGUUUUGCGCUUUUUAGAAGAGCAUUGUGGAUCAAAUCAGCAUCAAAUUUUUUAGACACGAGUUCUUCUUCCUGUUUAUUAUUCUCCCUAUAUUUUUUAACAGUAUACUCGCGCUCUAUAUCCCGUGAUUUGGCAUUUUGCAUCAUUUCUUUUCUUAGUUUUUCUUUUUCUUGUUCAGUCAUUUUUCUGAUAUUUUUUCUUUCAGUCUUUACAGGCUCCUCAACCUUUUUUGUUGCUGACUUUUUCUCAUAUCUUUCAUUUUUCAAGGCGAUGCUUUUACCAUCUGAUGUCACUAGACCAAAAGAUUUCUUUUUAGGUUUUUCAUCUUCUGAGUCACUAUAUUUGAAUUUCCUAUUUUUUUCCUGAUCCUCACUACUAGUGUCUGAAUCUGAAUCAUUACUUUUUUUGAGAUUUUGGGGUUUCUCUGGAUAAAGUACUUUCUUUUCGGCUUUAGUUUCGAGUUCGCCUCUUAACAACUUUAAUUGAGCCAUUAUUUUUUUUUCUAGUUCAGUUUCGCUGUCAUUCUUCGUCUUACUUGAUUUCUCUUCAUAUUUUGUUGCCUUCUUCGUAGACGUUUCUUCUACUGAACUAUUAUUCCUAUUCUUUCUUAUAUUUUCAUAUUUAACCUCUCUGCUUGCUUUAUAAUUUUCUCUUGAUCUACUCCUGCUUCGUGAACGUCUCCUUGAAGUUGCUUCUCUUCUUUUUUUAUCAUUUCUUAAGCGCUCACUACUUUGUCUCCUUUCUUUUGACCUACUUUCACUGCUAUUUCUUCUCUUGUUAUGGAAUUCCUGUUCUUCACGUUUGCUUGGUCGUCUUUCAUCCCUAUUUUUGCUAAAAGUAUUUUUGGCUUCUUUACUUCCACUGUAUGAUCUACUUCUAUUUCUUCUCUUAUUAUGGCAAUCCUCUUCUUCUCGUCUUCUUGGUCGUCUUUCGUUAUUAUCAUCUCUUAAAGUAUUUCUUUUGUGUUCUUUACUUUUACUGUCUGACCUACUUCUAUUUCUUCUCUUAUUAUGGUAAUCCUGUUCUUCACGUCUUCUUGGUCGUCUUUCGUCAUUAUCGUCUCUCAAAGUAUUUUUUUUGUGUUCUUUACUUUCACUGUCUGACCUACUUCUAUUUUUUCUCUUAUUAUGGUAAUCCUGUUCUUCCCGUCUUCUUGUCUGUCUUUUAUCAUUAUUGUCUCGAAAAGUUUUUGUUUUAUCUUCUUCACUUUCACUGUCUGAUGAAUGCUGUUUCUUUCUAGUCUCUGUCUCUUCAUCACUGUCACUGCUCACUUUUCCAUUUAAGAUAUCAUUCAAAUCCUCUUCAGAUAAUUUGGCUUUCAACGCGUUAAAUUUGUGCAUUAAAAUUGUAUUAAGCCCAUCAUCUUUGUCUUUUUUGGAUUCUUUUUUAGAUGUUCCCAAUCCCAAAGGAUUGCCUUUGAGGUUUUUAAGUUUGUUUUUAAUUUUUUCAUCCAAAUCGGAAUGCUUUUUUUUCUUUUUCGGUUUGUUCUUUUUGAGAUGCUUUUUAUGCAAUGCUUCCUGGAGUUUUUUGAGCUGGACUGGAUUUUGUAGGAACUGUCUACGAGCUUCUUCUUCACGUUUUUUGAUGGCAACUAAAGGAUCUUCUUGUAGUUUCGUAGAUAAAUCAACCUGGAAAAGAGAACUAUUUGAGAAGAAGUAAAUUUAGCCCCAAAUUUGUUGUACAAACAAACAAAGGGAUUAAGAAAUACUUAGUUUGAUUACAGAAUAAAUGUUCUGAGGGUAAGCAGAGUCUAAUUUUUUGCUCAUAUCGGUUAAAUAGAAAUUGAGAAUUUGCUAUAACCAAUGACAUGCCCAUAAC
This is a messenger RNA of Ceutorhynchus assimilis (cabbage seed weevil), 4770 nucleotides long. Lineage: Eukaryota; Metazoa; Arthropoda; Insecta; Coleoptera; Curculionidae. The record is from the annotation of a GenBank genome assembly.